AUGCCUAUAUCAGAGUUUCUGAAUUCCUUACGCUGCAUGAAGCCAAUCAGAAAACCACAGAGCAGACUGCCGAUAGCCAGCAACCAAAAAGAUCGUGUGCUAUCAGACACGACAGAUUCGGGACUUUCAGAGAGUCUCGCGCCUUCUCACCAUCACAGCCAAGAAGCUCCAAUCAUGGACAUGGACAUGGACACCGAACAUACCAUCACGCUGUCCAUCCUUGAUCAAGGCAUGCCACGUCAUUACACCCGCUUCUGUCUGGCUUUCCGUUUGGGCGAGACGCCGGCAACAGUAGCCAUAGCAAGACUCGAGGUAUUUUUCAGACGAGUUUUCCAAGCUGAACCAUGGUUAGCCGGCCAUGCGUGUCCAGUGAGAGAGCACUGUUCGCCUAGGCAUCAACUGGAGAUCCGUUUCUCCCAGAAGGAUGUAGAGAAUUUUCAAGUCAAGGUGCAGGAGUUGCCACACGACAAAUGUCCGCUCACGUAUGAUGAGCUCUGUGAACUCGGGAUGCCUCCAAGCAAGAUUCCGCGACCUCUCGUCUCUUCAUGUCCGGACAGACGACCGGACACGGAGCCCGCGCCCAUACUCGAUGUCACUGUCAACAUCGUCCGCGGCGGCUUGCUCAUUGCCAUCUUCCUGCAUCACGGGGUCACAGAUGGCGCAAGUAUGGGCACCAUUGUCUCAGGCCAGUUAUGUCGCGACAUUUCCGAGACCAAACUCCUGACUGCGGUCGACCUUGCCGAGAAGGCACGCGCCGAAACGGUUACCCGCUUGCCUCUCUCAGCCAUCCCCACUAAUCAAUCCAUUGGGAGCCAUUCCGAGUACAAAGCCGCUCUCCGCGCCAUAGGUCAAACACCAUCGUCACCCGCUCCGGCACCGUCAGCUUCAGAAGUAACGAGCCACAUCUUCCGCUUCUCCGACGCAACCCUGCAAACCCUGAAAGCAGAUCUGAACUCCCUUCUCCAAAAUUCAAAUUCAGAACCCCAGAUCCCCUGGAUAACCACCCACGACGCCCUCCAAUCCCUCCUCUGGCAACACCUAACCCGAGCCCGCAUCCCCUCUUUCCCGGCCACCCAGUGCCUCUUAGACUCGAAAACAUCCACCCUCCUCAUCCCCGUCAAUGUGCGCAAACGCAUCGCCUCACCUUUGCCACCCAGCUAUCUAGGUGGAGCCGUCGUCCUCGCCCCCGCAACUCUGCCCCUAACCUCGCUCCUCACACCCACGGGAACGCAUCAACUCCAGACCGACGGUCUGUCGAAGAUGGUUGACAAGGCAUAUCUCCUCUCCACGGCGAUUACGAUUCACGCUGCGAUCGCGAAAUGUAAUGACGAUUAUCUGAGGGAAGUGUUGGAGCUGACGAAGAGUGUGGACAGUGUCAGGGAGAUGGUGGAUCUGAAUCUUGAUACGGCGGGCGGGUUGGAUUUAUGCAUUACGUCUUGGGCUGUGCUGCCUGUUUUUGAGGGGCCGGAGGGUAACGACGAGGGUAACGGUAAUGGUGAUGGUGCUGGUGAUGGCAGCAGUAGUGGUAGCAACAGCAACGGCGGCGGCAGCAGCAGCACUAACGGUAGCAGCAGCAGCAGCAACAGCAAGGAAAGUGAUAUAGGACUGGGUAUGGGUCUCGGGUUACCGGAUUUCGUGCGCAAGCCAUGGAGUCGUGAUGCCGGUGGGUGUAUUAUCCUGCCCAGGGAUCGACGAGGGUGGGCCCAGGGUGAGGAUGGUGCUGGUCGUGGUAGUGGUAGUGGUAUGGGUGGAUUGGAGGUGCUGGUGCAGCUGAAGACGGAGGACAUGGAUCGCUUGAUGCACGAGUCAUCGACUGAUCUAGACUGA
This is a messenger RNA of Endocarpon pusillum Z07020, 1827 nucleotides long. RefSeq lists its product as uncharacterized. Gene Ontology annotation, molecular function: acyltransferase activity, transferring groups other than amino-acyl groups. The record is from RefSeq and is a predicted model, not a curated record. Bases 1 to 1827 code for a protein of 608 amino acids. The transcript has a single exon. NCBI's taxonomy places the organism in Eukaryota, Fungi, Ascomycota, Eurotiomycetes, Verrucariales, Verrucariaceae.